AGGUUGAUGCAGCUCAUGGCGCCCCGGAAAGCCUGCAGCUCGGGGUCCCUCCGGUGCCACCGCCCAGCAGCCAGGCGCGGGUUCCCGCGCGCUCCGUUUUUAACCCCGGCUCACUGGCCAAUCGGGAGCCGGCGCCGGCGCCCCGGAGCCAAUCAGCGAGCGGCCGCGGCGGGGCGGGAGAUUCGACCGCAGCCCUCCCCUGGUGGGCGGCCCCGGGGCCCCUGCGGGCUCGCGUCACCGGGAGGGCGGGCCCGGACCCCGCCGCCGCGUAUAAAUAGCCGGGGUGGCCUUCUGGCCGGCCGCAGUAGGACGAUGGAGGUCCCCGGCCGCGGGCCCCGAGCCGAGGCUCCCUGGAAGCGGCUCUCUGCAGAGGAGUUGGAGAAUCAGUACUGCCCCAGCAGAUGGGUCAUCCGACGGGGAGCGGAAGAAACCCUGAAGAUGUACUCACAUCUAGGAGAAAAGGCCACCAAGAAGGCCCGGGCCACCAGGAAGAGCCUGCUGCAUGUCCCCUACGGGGAUGGCGAAGGGGAGAAACUGGACAUCUACUUUCCUGGAGAAGUGGCUGCUGAAGCCUUGCCUUUCUGUCUGUUCCUUCACGGAGGGUACUGGCAGAGUGGAAGUAAGGACAUGUCAGCCUUCAUGGUCGACCCACUGACGGCACGGGGAGUGGCCGUGGUAGUCGUGGCUUAUGACAUUGCCCCCAAAGGAACCCUGGACCAGAUGAUAAACCAGGUGACUCGGAGCGUUGUGUUUGUGCAGAAGAAAUAUCCGUGCAAUGAGGGACUUUACCUUUGUGGACACUCAGCAGGGGCCCACCUGGCUGCCAUGAUGCUCCUGGCCAACUGGACCAAGCACGGAGUCACACCCAACCUCAAAGGUUUUCACGGGACUGCAGGUUUUUUCCUGGUAAGUGGGAUCUAUGACCUGGAGCCCAUCGUGCACACCACUCAGAACGCCCCUCUCCUCCUGACCCCGGAGGACGCUCGGAGGAACAGCCCGCAGCUGCUCCUGGAGGCAGCCUUGACUCGGCCCUCGGGUCCAGCCUGCCACAUGCUGGUGACUGUGGGCCAACACGACUCCCCUGAAUUCCACCGACAGUCUAGGGAGUUUUUUCAGACGCUGCGCCGGGGAGGGUGGGAUGCCUCGUUUGAAGAAAUCCAUAACGUGGAUCACUUUGAAAUCAUUUGGAGCCUAACCCAGCAGGACUCUGCGCUCACCCAGACGAUUUUGAGCACAAUCUUUCGGGAGCCCUAACCCCGCUGGAGUGUGGCCCCUGCCACCGAUGAUGAAGGUCCUCCACAGACCCCACACGCUUCCCCUUCCUGCCAGCACCCCCCUCCCCGUGCCCAGGAGCACCUCCGUUUGCUCCCAACACCACUGCAAAUCUCCCUCCCGCUGGCCUGGAUGGAGGGGUUCCAGGGAAGUUCCCCCCAGUCAAAAAUGUGUGUGUGACAAAAAUGACAAUGCCCGGCAAUCAAUAGGCUUAGCUCCAGCUGAAAGUCUGCUGACCUUUUUGUAAGAGCUCAAACCAGUCUGUUCUGUCUUUUAUGGCAUUCUUUUGACCCAUCUGUCCUGUCUUGAGGCUUUCCCUAAGCUCCGGGGACAUAGCCCAGGGGCUAGCCCCUUCUGUGAGGGGACAAGGACAUCCACAGCCAGGUCAAGAUUCCUCUGCGCCCCACCCAGGGGUGUGUGCAGUUCCCAAGCAGCCCCUGUGUCCAACCACCACCCUCCCCUCCCCAGCAACCCUCCCCCACCCUAAAGAGCUAGGACCCCCUGAGAGAUGGGGUGUCACAAAAACGGAAACUAGCCUAGAUAGUCAUCAGUCAGGGAUAAGUACAUCCAAGCCCCCAGCGGCCGAACACGAUGUAGCCAUAAGAAAGAGACAUGUUUACCGGGUAGGAAAUCCCCCCAAAAUAUUGUUACAUGACAAAACCCAGAUGCUUGCUUAAUUACAACUUAGUACCAUCUCAAUGACUUUAAACAAUACACCCCCACAAAAAGACGUUUUUCUCUGUGUGCUCACGUGUGUAACGCAGAGGACAGACCCUGGGGGACCCACACCUAAACCCUCUGCUACCCUCCAGGGAGGGAGGUGUUUUCGCUAUAUUUGUAUUCUCUGCCGCUGGGGCUGAGAAGGUAAUGAAUAUUUAAACGUAGUAUGUAAUCGGAAGUGCUGAAAUACUCAAAAAGCUUUCAGGACGCAGGCAAGUGAGAACGACAUUAUAGACGGUAACUUGAAUCUACCCAGACCUGCAAAGGACAUGACUCACAGACUGUAGGACUUCCGUCUGACAUCUGCAACCAGUUCUGAGACUGAGACCCCUCGCAGCUGCUGCAGGGGGGCCCCUCCCAUGGCACACCUAGGUUGGGAAUUGCCCCCUUAGGUUACACCCUGAUGAGUUAAAAUGUCUUAAAAUAAG
Messenger RNA from Lutra lutra (Eurasian river otter), 2420 nucleotides. It is a transcript of the gene AFMID, whose product is annotated as arylformamidase. Gene Ontology annotation, molecular function: arylformamidase activity. The transcript has 11 exons. Bases 7 to 1254 code for a protein of 415 amino acids. Lineage: Eukaryota; Metazoa; Chordata; Mammalia; Carnivora; Mustelidae. The record is from RefSeq and is a predicted model, not a curated record.